Molecule: messenger RNA, 2157 nt
Organism: Lodderomyces jiufengensis
Lineage: Eukaryota; Fungi; Ascomycota; Pichiomycetes; Serinales; Debaryomycetaceae
Gene: PET127
Product: Pet127p
Exons: 1
Coding region: 1-2157 (718 amino acids)
Biological process (GO): mitochondrial RNA 5'-end processing
Cellular component (GO): mitochondrion; mitochondrial envelope
Source: RefSeq, a predicted model, not a curated record
AUGUCAAAACUUACACCAUAUAUAUUCAAUAAGUUCAUAAAACUACGAUGCGCCAGAUGUUUACAUUGUACAUCAAUCAACAACAACAAACUAGUCACUAAAAAUGAUACUACUUUUGAAAACGCGUUCAAAUCAACUUCAAAAUUUAGAAGUGAAAAUGAAAUAGAUAUAAAUGAAAAUGAAAUACCUAGUCUGUAUUCAAGUAAAAUUCCUCCAAAAUAUGAAUUAGAAUUGUCUACGCUAAUAACUGAAGGUCAAGAAAAACCAACAAAGGCGGAGGCAAAGAAGAAAAAAUUAGAUAAAAGUAAAACCAAAGUCAUUGAAAAAAUGGAGUCGUUGACAUCACAAGAAGAAGAAGAAGAGACACCACCACCAAAGUCUAAAAGAAAAACCAGACUUAAUUCGAGAUCAGGGUCAUCAAAAAUCACAUUUCUAAGUAACUCAGGUUAUCUUACAUCAAAAGAUAUAUUUCAAAAACCGUUAAAGCAAUGUAUAGCUCCAAAAAAGAAAGAUAUACCUCAAUUAGCUCAUAAUUUAGAUAGAGUUUUAUUUUCACCAGGUAUACAUUUUUUACAAGAUCCAAGAACAAGAGUAUAUAAUUUCUCACCAUUCCUCAAAAAAGUGAUAAACUAUAAAGAUUUUAAUUUUGAUGCAAUUGAUUCAUAUACACCAGUUGAUAAACAUACAACAUUACUUGAAAAUUCUAAAAAAUUUAAAAAACAAUUUUAUUCAAGUACUUCAUCAAUGACUUCAAUGUUGAGUAAAUUUUAUAUGCUUUUAAAUAAUUAUUCACCUAAAAAAAUCGAAAGAUUUGGAGAAAUUCCAUUCACGGGGUUAGCUACAAAAUUACCAACUAGUUUAUUUGUUGAACCAAAAGGAUCUUACGACGAGAAUGGGGAGAAAAAAACCAUUUAUUCAGUACAAGCUGAUAAAUCUUGUGAUUCUGAAAUCAUUUUAAGUGCAAUGGGACUUUGUAUGGAAUGUUUAUUAACAAAUCCAGAAGAUGAAUUUGUCAAAUACAGGAAAGAUAAUGAUGAUCAAGAACUAUCAAAACCAGUAAAUGCUUAUAAUUAUGCAUCAUUUGGAAAUUUUUUAAUGAGAUCACAAUUAGAUUGUUAUGAUUCAAGAUUACCCAAUAAUGGAACAUUUGAUUUAAAAACUAGAGCAUCAACUAAUAUAAGAUAUAAUUCUCAUGAUCCAGAAGUUGGUGAUACAAAUUAUCAAAUUUUUAAAUUAAAGGGAAAUUAUGAAAGUUAUGAAAAAGAAUUUAAAGAUUUAAUUAGAACAGGUGCAUUAUUGAAAUAUUUAUUUCAAGCAAGAAUUGGACAAAUGGAUGGAAUAUUUAUUGCAUAUCAUAAUAUUAAUUCAAUUUUUGGAUUUCAAUAUUUACCAAUGGAAGAAUUAGAUAAAUUAUUUUAUUCUCAUGUGGACGAAACAAUGGUUGAAGAUUCCACUACGGAAGAAAUUGAAAAUUAUAUAGCAAAAGAUAAAUUACCUUCAUUUGUUGGAGAAUUACAAUUUAAAUUUUCAAUGGAAAUUUGGGAAACUUUAUUGUCAGAACAUAUCUUAAAGGAUUUACCACCCGAUACUCCUUUUCGAUUACUUGCUCAAACUUAUAAACCACCAUAUGGUAAACAAAAUCAAUUACAAAUUUUCGUUAUACCAGUAACAACAGAAGAAAUUCAAAUUUUUCAACUGUUUAAUGAAAAAUAUCCACUGGAUUUUAAAUCAAAUUUAUCAGAAGAAGAAAGAAAUAUUAAUUUACAAUUACAUUCAAAAGAUCUUAAAGAAUUCACUUCUGAAACUUUAAAAGAUAGAAGAUUAUUAUCAUACGUUAUAUCAAUGGGUAAUGGAUACAUUGAUGGUAAAUUAAAAUCAUAUUCAGAUUUACCAAAUAAUAUCCCUAAAUCAUGGAAUCUACAAUAUCAUAUUAAAAAAGUUAAAGAUCCAACCGCGAAAGAAUUUGAAAAAAUUUUUGAAUUACCUAUACAACAAUUAAGUGAAUCUGCAGCACCUAUAAAUAGUUUUAAAUCUAAAUUUAUAAAAAAUUUACAAGAUAUUCAUAAAAGAUAUGAAUUGGUAGGUACUGCAAGAAAAGAAAAUUGGGAUUCUCAAGAACAAAAACCAAAAGUUUAUAGACCAAAAUAUCGUAUAUAG